This is a messenger RNA of Anopheles nili, 827 nucleotides long. RefSeq names its product ATP-dependent Clp protease proteolytic subunit, mitochondrial (gene ClpP). Lineage: Eukaryota; Metazoa; Arthropoda; Insecta; Diptera; Culicidae. The record is from RefSeq and is a predicted model, not a curated record. The transcript is spliced from 2 exons. The coding region runs from base 48 to 728 and encodes 226 amino acids. Gene Ontology annotation, molecular function: serine-type endopeptidase activity; ATP-dependent peptidase activity; ATPase binding. Gene Ontology annotation, biological process: protein quality control for misfolded or incompletely synthesized proteins. Gene Ontology annotation, cellular component: endopeptidase Clp complex.
CUUUGUUUAUAUUUUACUUGCGUGUAUUUUGUUGUAGAAACAUAAAAAUGUUGAAAAUAAAAUCUAUUAUGCCGUUUUUAUCAUCUUCUGUGCGAAAUCUGCACACAACUAAAAAAACAUUCCUAAAUCUCGUUCCCAUCGUAGUGGAACAGACCGGUAGAGGAGAACGUGCAUAUGAUAUAUUUUCGCGAUUGUUGAAGGAAAGAAUUAUCUGCCUUAUGGGUCCGAUUCAUGACGAUUUGAGCUCACUGAUAGUUGCGCAGCUUCUCUUCCUGCAGUCCGAGAACGGAACCAAACCCAUUCACAUGUACAUCAACUCACCCGGGGGAAGCGUUACUGCCGGGUUAGCUAUCUACGACACGAUGCAGUAUGUAAAGCCUCCCGUAGCCACAUGGUGCGUUGGCCAGGCAUGUUCCAUGGGAUCGCUGUUGUUGGCUGCCGGAGCUCCUGGAAUGCGACACUCUCUACCAAAUGCACGGAUUAUGAUACACCAACCGUCUGGUGGUGCGCAAGGCCAAGCAACGGAUAUUCAAAUACAAGCGGAAGAGAUACUGAAGCUUAAAAAGCAACUUACGGAAAUUUACGGAAAACAUACGAAAACAUCAGUCGAUGUUCUUUAUUCCAAAAUGGAAAGAGACACGUUUCUUAGCCCGGAAGACGCACAAGCACUCGGUAUCAUUGAUACGGUACUAGAACAUCCACCGUCUUCGACAGAGGCCACGUCGUAAAAUAAAUGGCUGAAUAUCCCUGCUGUUUUACGUUUGGUUUCAUCUAACUGCAUUUGACAAACAUUUCAAAUAAAUUAGAGUUUUUCUUAUUUUUGGGAA